CUUUCUCUCCCCAAAACCAACUCAAAUACCUUCUCCCUAUGAGAAGCCGAGAAACUCGCUCCCUCUGCGUGUGUUUGUUUCAAAAGAAAAUUUCAGGAGAUUCUGGAAUGCGAACUAUUCCGGCCAUCCCCCCCCAUCUCCCCUCCCAAAUUUAACAUUCCUUCCAAAAAUAUCCCUCCCCCUAAAAUAUCUCUCCUCUCUUAACUCCCCUCUGCCUCUCUUCCCUCUUUAUAUCCCCCUCUUCCCUUUCUCUUCUCAAACUCUCUCUAUCUCUCUCUAAAUCUCUCUCUUCCCGGCGAUGACGGCGCCCAACAUAGAGAUGAUAGCAGCGUCGCUGAGGAACUGCUCCCUCGGAAGAGGAAACAGGGGAGCGGCGUCGUCGUCGUCGUCGUCGACCCCACCGUCUCCGCAGCCGCCACGGCGCCUGGUAGAGGAGGCCGAGGAGGAGGAGGAGGAGGAGGAGGAGGAGGAGGAGGAGGAGGAGGAGGGGCUGGGGGUGACGGUGGAGCUGAACUCGGAGUUGCCCCUCCCGUACCAGUGGGAGCAGUGUCUCGACAUGCGGACGGGGGAAGUGUACUACGUCAACUGGGAGAACGGCACCAGGACAACCCAGGACCCCCGGACCUCCUCCACGGCCUACCUAACGAGUUACUGCUCGGAGGAAGAAGAAGAAGAAGAAGAAAACGACUCCUCCGACGAGGACGGCACCUCCGGCGACUGCGGCGACGGCAAGGAUCACGGCGGCGAGCCCAGCUACUCCUCCGGCGCCUACUCGGGUCUCUCCUCCAUUUCCUCCUCUUCCCCGGGAGAGAUUGCCACCAGCUCCGACGAACCCUACGGCGGCGGCCGCGGUGGCGGCCAGAUCCUCGUUGCCGCCGGCUGUAAGGCCUGCUUCAUGUACUUCAUGGUCCCCAAGCGCAUUGAGGACUGCCCCAAAUGCGGCGGCCUCCUCCUCCACCUCGGCCGCAAUGGUUGCAUCUAAAAUUGUUGAAUUUUGGCUCGAAUUAGUGGGAAAAAAAAAUCUUUAUUUUAAGCCAAAACGCCAUUUUUCCCCCGAUUCUUCUCUUCCUCCUCCCCUGUUUCAAUCUUCUUCUCCUCCUCCUCUUCUCUCCCCAUCUAUACCCAGCUGUGAAUCAUAGAGAUAAAUCUAUAAACAAAGAUAAAUAAUCCCUUUGUCUAUAACAA
Elaeis guineensis (African oil palm) is the source of this 1185-nucleotide messenger RNA. Its product is annotated as protein CURLY FLAG LEAF 1. Lineage: Eukaryota; Viridiplantae; Streptophyta; Magnoliopsida; Arecales; Arecaceae. The record is from RefSeq and is a predicted model, not a curated record. Gene Ontology annotation, molecular function: protein binding.